Zophobas morio is the source of this 736-nucleotide messenger RNA. RefSeq names its product HAUS augmin-like complex subunit 1. Gene Ontology annotation, biological process: spindle assembly. The transcript is spliced from 6 exons. The coding region runs from base 1 to 702 and encodes 233 amino acids. NCBI's taxonomy places the organism in Eukaryota, Metazoa, Arthropoda, Insecta, Coleoptera, Tenebrionidae. The record is from RefSeq and is a predicted model, not a curated record. Gene Ontology annotation, cellular component: HAUS complex; cytosol.
AUGCUUCAUGAAAAUAAGAUAGUUUCUUUAAAUUUGAUAAAAGAGAAGACCAACUUUAAGCAUCUUUCCAACUUUAACAUAAAUAUUGAAAGUUUUCCGCCAGAGGUAACACAAAACUUUGAUUUAAGCGUUGAAUUCGCUCUUAAACUUUCGUUAAAUGAAAUCUCUACACACAAGUUGGCUCUCGCUUUAUCCCAAUACUCUGAGAGUUCUGUAGUUUCUACUUAUCAAUUAAAAAGUUUAAAAGUUGAAAGUAAUCAUUAUCUUAAAGCCCUUAAAGAUAUUCAAACGCUUGUGAAAAAGUCGUUAAAAGCUUUAGCUUUGCACGAACAAGAGAAUAAAGUCAAGGACGUCAUCUUGGAAAAGCACUCUGUCGAGGCUGAAUUUUAUCGUUUGAAAGCAGAAGAGUAUCAAAGAUUCAUAGAAGAAUAUAUUAAUCAGUUUAAAGAAAUGGGAUUUAUUCAAAACCAAGAAACUGAAGAUAUAAAAGUUCAAGAAUGCCCUCUGAGCCACACAGCUCUUCUGAAUUUAGAGGCUCGCGUAGCAGCGGCUAAGCAAAAGAUUUUACCGCUGCAGAGUAGGAUAAACUUUUUUCAAGGGCUGCCCCCCAAUGCCAAGUUAGCAAAGAUGGCUCUCUCAAAGCUCGAGAAUAAGAUGGCGGCGUUACAAAAAGAACUAGAAAGUAUCGACUACGAUCUUUAAGUUUUGAAGAAAUGCGAAGCUUAUAAAGUCACUG